Triplophysa rosa is the source of this 1040-nucleotide messenger RNA. RefSeq names its product C1q and TNF related 9 (gene c1qtnf9). Lineage: Eukaryota; Metazoa; Chordata; Actinopteri; Cypriniformes; Nemacheilidae. The transcript has 3 exons. Bases 1 to 1020 code for a protein of 339 amino acids. Gene Ontology annotation, molecular function: protein binding. The record is from RefSeq and is a predicted model, not a curated record.
AUGCUGUUUCCCGGACAAUUCUGUAUGCUUUUUUUAUUUGUAUUAGUAAAUGCUGCGGAGCAGGAAGUUUCUGGAAAGAAUAACGGUUGCAUGUGCGGUCACCCCGGAAUCCCAGGAGACCCGGGACACAAUGGAAUGCCAGGUCGUGAUGGCAGAGAUGGGGCCAAAGGUGACAAAGGAGAUGGGGGGGACAUAGGAACAUGUGGAGAAGCUGGUAAAAAUGGUCCAAAAGGGGAUAAAGGAGAACCUGGUAUUCCUGGCAUAGCUGGUAUGAAGGGCCGGCGCGGUGAUAAUGGAGAGCGGGGCCCACCUGGCAAAAUGGGACCCCAAGGUUUCGCAGGGCCUCUUGGCUUGAAAGGUCAGAAGGGAGAGUUGGGUUUGCCAGGACCACAGGGCAUCAAAGGGGAGGAGGGGCCUUUAGGCCCAGCAGGGGCACAAGGUGACACUGGCACUAAAGGAGAGAGAGGCUUAAUGGGUCCUUUGGGUCCCCCAGGACGGCCAGGUCCGAAGGGUGAUUUUGGCCCUCCGGGUAUCAAGGGCAGCAUUGGCGUUCAUGGCGAUAAAGGCUCAAAAGGAGACGUUGGCAAGCCAGGUCCAAAGGGAGACAUGCCUGAGAUACCAAAAAGUGCUUUUUCGGUUGGAUUGACUGAAAACACCAAAAUACCUCCUGCUAACGCACCUAUACGUUUUACUAAAAUCCUCUACAACCGGCAGGGUCACUAUGAUCCUGAGACGGGUCGCUUCACGUGUCCUGUCAGCGGAGCCUAUUUUUUCACUUAUUACAUCACUGUUUAUUCUCGGAAUGUAAAAGUGGCCCUGAUGAAGAACGGUCAGCGAAUGAUCCACACUAUGGACAGCUACCAAAGCGGUGAGGAUCAGGCUGCAGGGGGAGCAGUCCUAGACCUGGAGGUUGGAGACAAGGUGUGGCUUCAAGCGUCUGAUGGAGAGCUAUUUAAUGGGUUGUAUGCAGAUGAAGAUGACGAUACAGUUUUUUCUGGAUUUAUUCUCUUUGCAACAUAAAGUAGGCCUAGCUAUCUAGA